This is a messenger RNA of Eruca vesicaria subsp. sativa (arugula), 3141 nucleotides long. The record is from the annotation of a GenBank genome assembly. NCBI's taxonomy places the organism in Eukaryota, Viridiplantae, Streptophyta, Magnoliopsida, Brassicales, Brassicaceae.
CAAGUAAAAAAUCCAUUUGGUCUAAAGUUUUUAACUUUCACAAAUCAAGCAACGAGUUUUCGCUUCUCAACUCGAAAAGUCUCGUUCUUUUGAUCUGAUUCGUGUGUUUUGAUUCUUCUUCGAUGGCUGCAAGCGAUGAAGUUAAUCUUAUUGAUAGCAAGACAGUGGUUCCACUCAAUACAUGGGUUUUAAUUUCCACCUUCAAGCUCUCCUACAACCUCCUACGUCGACCAGAUGGAACAUUUAACCGACACUUAGCCGAGUAUCUAGACCGUAAAGUCACUUCAAACGCUAAUCCUGAAGACGGUGUGUUCUCAUUCGAUGUGGUUAUGGACCGAAGUAUAAGUCUCCUAAGCAGAGUCUAUAGACCAGCUUAUGCAGACCAAGAGGGACCUCUUAAUGUGUUAGAUCUCGAGAAGCCAGUUGAUGGAGAGAUAGUCCCUGUUAUAUUGUUCUUCCAUGGAGGUAGCUUUGCUCAUUCCUCUGCAAACAGUAAGAUCUACGACACUCUUUGCCGCAGGCUUGUUGGUACAUGUAACUGUGUUAUUGUCUCUGUGAAUUAUCGGCGUGCGCCUGAGAACCCUUACCCUUGUGCUUAUGAUGAUGGUUGGAUGGCUCUUAACUGGGUUAACUCAAGGACUUGGCUUAAGUCCAAGAAAGACUCAAAGGUUCAUAUUUUUCUAGCGGGAGAUAGCUCAGGUGGGAACAUAGUUCAUAACGUGGCGUUAAAGGCGGUUGAAGCGGGGAUAAACGUUUUGGGAAACGUUCUGCUUAACCCUAUGUUUGGUGGGGAGGAGAGGACUGAGUCUGAGAAACGUUUAGAUGGGAAGUACUUUGUGACGGUUAGGGACCGUGAUUGGUAUUGGAAAGCGUUUUUACCGCAAGGGGAAGAUAGAGAGCAUCCUGCUUGUAACCCUUUUAGCUCCAGAGCGAAGUGUUUACAAGGGUUGAAGUUUCCUAAGAGUCUUGUGGUUGUAGCCGGUUUGGAUUUGAUUCAGGAUUGGCAGUUAGCUUACGCUGAAGGACUCAAGAGAGCAGGUCAAGAGGUUAAGCUUGUGCAUCUAGAGAAAGCUACUAUUGGCUUCUAUCUAUUGCCUAAUAACGUUUAUUUCCAUAAUGUUAUGGAUGAGAUUUCUGAGUUUGUAAACGCGGAAAGUUGAGCCAAAAAGGCAUAAAAGGUUUUUGUUUGGACAUGUGAAGAAUCUUGGUACAAUGAUGAAGAAACAGCAAAAGCUUGUGUAUACAGAAAGUCUCAACUUUUGUUUGCUUUCAAUCAGUGGCCUAUUCAACAAGACCACACAUGGCUCUCAAGAAAAUCAGUAGAUGCACAUGUAAGAGCUCAGAAAAAAGAUUAUAUUCCAUAUUAGAGUUGCUGAGAACUAAACAAACAUUAUUUUGCAUGGCAGAAAGUAAACAGCUUGAAUAAUAAGAAGCUAGUCAAGGGAACCAUGUUGAGGUGUGCUUAACGUGUCCUAGAGGCAUAGGCAAAGGAUGCAGCAGCAAAAAUGGUUGUUACAGACGAAACAGCAGUCCAGAAACUCUUCUUCCUGUGUGCCUCUUCUGUUGAUUGCUUCAUUGUCUCAGCUUCUUUCUUCAUCUCCUUGAUUAUAUUCUCUUUGCUUUUGAACGCUUUCUCUAUUGAUUCUAGCUCCAACAUAGCUUUUGUGAGCUCUGCAAGCUCCUUUUCGAGGAUAGUCUUUUCGCUUUUAAGUGAUUUGGAUUGUUUCUCCAAAUCAUCCUUUGCUGUAGAUAAACUCUCACGCUCAAUCUUAAUCUUCUCAAGCUCUUCUAGAGUUGUUUCAAUCAUCUUCUCUGAUUUUGAAACAUCUGCCUUGAGAUCCUCUCCAUGUUUCUUCUCCUCAUCAAGUGCCUUAUCAGCUUUUACUCUCUCAAACUCAACCUGCUCAAGCGCAUCCCUUAGCUCUCCAACUUUACAGAUAAGCUUCUCAUUGGUCUCGGUUCGAUCAUUACAAUCCUUUUGUAACGCAGCAACGGCAUGCUCUAACUCAUCAACCUUUCGCUUCAACUCAACACGCUUUACCUCUCCACUAAAAACACGCUCCUCAAGCUCAACUUUCUCCCGAGACAACUGGUCAAUCAACUUCUCCUUAUCUGAACACUGCCCAUUGACUAUCUCCAUUUGUUUCUCAACUGAACUCUUCUCCUCCAUUAACCUCUCAAGCUCACACUCCUUAACCAUCUUCUCUUUCCCUAUAACAUCAAUCUUGACCAUCAUUUCCCUCUCUUUCUCCAUAGACUCAUCAAGAUUCUUAUCCAACUCAAUAACCAUAUCCCUCAAAACCUUCUCUUCCUUCUCCAACUCAAUAACCAUACCACUCAUCUUCCCUAACUUCCUCUCCAACUCCUCUAUUUCCCCUCUCUGAUCACUCUUUACAACCUCCAUCUCAUUCUUAACACCCAAAAGCACAUCCACUUCCCUCUUCAACCCCUCAAUCUCCUUCCUUUUCUCUUCCAUAACCUUCUCCAAAACAAUCUUCUCCUUCCUCUCCUCCACCAUCUUCUCCUUCUCACCUCUCAACCCCUCAAUCACCCUCUCCAAACUACCUUCCUUCUCCUCCAACCUCCUCACCUCCCCACACUUCACCUCAAACUCAUUCUUAACCUCCCUCAACCUCUCCCUACCACUCUCAACCUCACUCAAAACCCUAUCAACUUCCCUUCUCAAAACCCUAACCUCUCUCUCUCUAUCAUCAACCAACCUCUCCACUCCAACACUCAUCUCUCUAAACCUACACCCGACGAAAUCCAUAACAAACCCUAACUCCAUCCUCAACCCCAAAUUCUCGUCGCUAACCUCAUCCAACUCGCUCCGCAACUCGCCUCGCUCCGAUCCGUACCGAGCCAACUCGGUCUCAAGCUCGCUCUUGGCCUGCGCCAGCGAAUCGAUCUGCUGCCGCUUCUCCACGGUUUGUUUGAGAAGCAUCGCGUUGAGAGACUUAAGAUUCUGCACUCUCUCCUCCGAAGAGUCCUCCAUGGAAGACUGCCGGGUAAGUUUCGUGGCUUUCUCGUCGUCGUGGCUUUGUGGAUUAUCGUUGACGUUACUCUUACGCGACGCUUUCUUCUUGGCCAUUGUUUUGUGUGGAAAGUGGCGGCGGGGAAUUAGGGUUUUGAGGAUUUCGA